AUGUCGCAUAAUCGUUACAUUACACCUGAAUUGAUUAAGUAUACUCCAAAGAACGGUGAGGUUCCAGCGGAUGAUGCCAAGUUUUACGCUUUCGAUUUAGAUCAUACCCUUAUUCAACCGAAAAAUCCUAAAGCUAUAUUUGCAAGAGGUCCCAAUGAUUGGAAGUUUAUGGAGUUUAAAGAUGGGGAACAAACAUUAACGACACUUAUAAAUAUUUGCAAAAAUGAUUCGAAGGUUCAAAUUGUAAUAUUUACUAAUCAAGGAGGAGUCAUUACAGUGCCCUCUAAUUCCAAAAGUUGUAACACUUUUACGUCGAAAAUAGAAAAUGUAUUCAAGUACAUUUCUACACAGGAAAAUGGUGAUUUGCUACUUUCGAGACUUUGGUUGUAUUCUUCGACAAUGAAACCAGCAGCAUUGUUUCCCAAACAGAAGAAGCAGACCUCAAAGAAAUCAAUCACUAAGCAAUCUACUCUACCUUUUCUCGAACGACCAAAAGAUAACAAGAAAGAGGUAGGUGAUUCAAAUAAAUCUUUGGAAGAAUUAUUUAAUUCAAUGAGAAAGCCAAACAUUGGAAUGGGAGAACGAUUUAUUAAAGAUAUCCAGAAAAGAAAUCCCUCCAUAAUGAAACAUAAUAUGAAGUGGGCAUAUUACUGUGGUGAUGCUGCAGGUAGAUCUUCCGACUUUAGUGAUACAGAUAAAAUAUUUGCCAAAAAUAUGGGUAUUGAUUUUAAGACCCCAGAGGAGGUAUUUAUCUCUUAA
This is a messenger RNA of Maudiozyma saulgeensis, 759 nucleotides long. The record is from the annotation of a GenBank genome assembly. NCBI's taxonomy places the organism in Eukaryota, Fungi, Ascomycota, Saccharomycetes, Saccharomycetales, Saccharomycetaceae.